GCUAACCUUCACAUCCAAGCAAAACAUGUGCGACAGGGUUCGAGAAAAAAGGCUGAAAUUCAAUGAUUCCUAUCAUUUUAAUCUAUAACAUUCACCAGGACUACUUUAAGAGCUUUUUCCGGUAGCGGUUCCGAUUAUUCGUUUUUCUGCGAAAACGAAAUCCUUUAGCUAGCUAAAAUGAAAGACUAGCACCCACCAGCUCAUUUCUGCACUCCUGGAGUAAACAUAGUUUGCUGGCUUUCAUGUGGGUGUCGCCUGCUCUCCAACGAUGAGGUUCCCUUUUCGUUUUGUGGCCAGAAGCUGUAAGGCUUUUCACAGACUGCGACAAAGCCCUUUCUUAUUACCAGAUUCUGCUGUGUCGAGACAUCAGAGCAUCGCUGUGUUGAGCCAUCAGAGCAAAGAUGAGAGGAGUUACUACAUAACCACCCCCAUCUUCUAUGUCAAUGCUUCUCCUCAUUUAGGACACCUGUAUUCGGCUGUGAUAGCUGACUGCCUACACAGGUACAAGCUGCUUCAAGGGUUCAACUCAAAGUUUUCAACAGGCACAGAUGAGCAUGGCUUGAAAAUCCAACAAGCUGCUGAAGCUGCAGGAAAAGAUCCCCUGACCUUCUGCACUGAUGUGUCUGAGAGAUUCAAACAUCUCUUCAGCAGCUGCAACAUUUCGUACACAGACUACAUAAGAACCACUGAGCAGAGACACCGUCAGGCAGUGGAGCAUUUCUGGUCAGUGCUCUGGAAAAAGGGACACAUCUACAAAGGGCAUUAUGAAGGCUGGUACUCCACACAGGAUGAAAGUUUCCUCACGCCACUGCAGGUGGACGACGCUGUGGACUCAACAGGGAAGGAGAUUAAGGUAUCGCUGGAGAGUGGACACAAGGUGGAGUGGAUGAAAGAGGAGAACUACAUGUUCCGUCUGUCUGUGUUUCGGUCUCAGCUGCUCGACUGGCUCAGAGGAAAUCCCCAGGCCGUACAGCCUGAGCAUUUCUACCAGAUUGUUCUCCAGUGGCUAGAGCACGACCUUCCAGACCUCUCAGUGUCCCGACAGAGAAGCCGCCUUCAGUGGGGCAUCUCAGUCCCCAACGACCCUGAGCAAACCAUCUACGUGUGGCUAGAUGCUCUGGUGAACUACCUCACAGUAGCUGGCUAUCCAGAUAAUCACGACCAAUGGUGGAAUGUGGCCCACCAUGUUGUAGGAAAGGAUAUCUUAAAAUUUCAUGCCGUCUACUGGCCAGCUUUCCUCCUGGCAGCUGGACUGCCGCUGCCACAGACGAUACAUGUGCACUCUCACUGGAUAGCGGGAGGAAAGAAGAUGUCUAAAAGUUUGGGCAAUGUGGUAGAUCCUCUUCAACGCUCACAGUUGUUUACAACUGAUGGUAUGAGGUACUUUCUUCUGCGUCAGGGUGUCCCAGACUCAGACUGUGAUUACACAGAUCACAAAGUACUCAAGCUACUCAACGCAGAGCUAACUGACUCCCUGGGUGGUCUGCUUAACCGCUGCACAGCUACGGCUCUUAACCCAGCGCAGGUCUACCCCUCUUUCUGUCCUCUGUCCUUCCCAAGAGAACAGGGAGGCAGGGCUGUGGUCGAAGACUACCUCAUGUUGGAUGCUGUGAAAAAUCUCCCCGCUGUGGUAGAGCAGCACUAUGAGAGCAUGCAUGUGUACAAAGCGCUGGAGGCCAUCACUGCUUGCGUGAGGCAGACCAACGGGUUUGUUCAUCGCCACGCACCUUGGAAGCUGGACAAGAGGAACAGUAAAGAGCAGCGCUGGCUAGACACUAUCAUCCAUGUCUCCCUUGAAUGCCUGAGGAUUUAUGGCACACUCCUCCAGCCAAUAGUGCCAGAGAUUUCCAACAAACUCCUGUCCAGGCUCGGGGUGCAGCCAGGUGAGAGGAGCUGGGCAGCUCUGAACUUCCUGCCAACGUAUCAGGGAAUGGACUGUCCCUUUGAAGGGAGAGCACUAGGAUCUGACACUGGAGUACUUUUUAGUCGCUUGGAAAGUCAAAAUGUUGAUGAACAAAAACGUAACAAAGCAAAAAGGAAAAAAAAUUGAAAUGA
This is a messenger RNA of Seriola dumerili (greater amberjack), 2055 nucleotides long. RefSeq names its product methionyl-tRNA synthetase 2, mitochondrial (gene mars2). Gene Ontology annotation, biological process: methionyl-tRNA aminoacylation. The transcript is spliced from 3 exons. Lineage: Eukaryota; Metazoa; Chordata; Actinopteri; Carangiformes; Carangidae. Gene Ontology annotation, molecular function: methionine-tRNA ligase activity; ATP binding. The coding region runs from base 269 to 2050 and encodes 593 amino acids. The record is from RefSeq and is a predicted model, not a curated record.